AUGUCUGACAUGAAUGCAGUUCCCGACAUCCUGUGUGGACUCCGGGUUUGCCACUUUCUGAAACAUGCGCCGUGGCUCUGGUGGCGACGGGAAUUAUGGAAGCUGCACUACCUCGCGGAACCGGUGGACACCUUGGAUGAGUUCUGGUCCCAUAGCUGGCGCUUGUCGGCAUGGACCAAAUACGUGAAUGUGCUCUUUCUCAAACAUACCCUACCAGCAUGUUUGAUGAGUCUGCUAUUUGCCGCGGUCGCCUAUGUUCUCUUCCUCAUGGGACUUCUGCCCGAGUGGACCCAAGGUCCCUAUCCUUGCAGCUGGUGUUCCUUCUCCGCAGCAGGGGCCUAUGUCUUGACCAUGCUCUUCUGCCGUCGACAUGCACGUGUGUUCCUGGACGUCGCUUGCAUCAAGCAGGAUGACCCUGUCUUGAAGGCUCAGGGUCUUCUGAGCCUGGGUGCAUGGUUGAAGAGAUCGAAAUCCUUACUGGUUCUCUGGGAUCCGUCUUUCACUUUGCGCCUGUGGUGUGCCUUUGAAUUCGGCGCCUUCCUUUACAGCCACCCCAAAGACGCCAAGCUGACGGUUGUCCCACCUCUUCAGGGUGCCAUCUGCCUCGGCUCUCAGCUCACAGUGGCUGCAGCAUUGGCUUUAUCGCACAUGGGGAAGGACCUCGAGAUGCUAAAGAAUGUUAUCUUGGCUGUGGUCUUCUUUCCAUGCGCGAUCCUGCUGACACAUGGGCUUCGUGCAUAUUGGCGCAGCAUCGAGGUGAUGAAGCAUCAAGCCGCAGUCUUCUCUUUUGAGAAGGCCCAAUGUGACUGCUGUGAACGGGGUCGUCACGAAGGAGGCCUAUGUGACAAAGACAUCAUUGGAAAGUGUGUCAUCGCAUGGUUCGGAUCCAUUGAAAGCUUCGAAAAUCGAGUGCGAAUGGAGAUGCAGGUGGCUUUGGCGUACCAGCUUGCACAUGCAGCCUUUUCAUAUCACCGCAUGGUCGCGGCAAUGAUUCCUUGGUUGUGGUUACAGAUGGAUCUGAGCGCCAGUCAUGAUGGAGAGUGGACCAUGUGGACACGCUGGGUUGAGCUUAGCAGAGCAGUCACAAUUAUGUUCGGAAUCUAUCCUUGUACGAUGAAGCUCCUAUGCCACACUACUUUCCUCCUGCGGGCCAAGUAUUGCAGGACGUAUGUUGACCUGCUGUUGUCAGCCGUUGCUGCGGCCUCUCACCUGUAUGCUGCGACUUGGUUAAUCACCUUGGAGGAGUAUAUUGUGUGGUUUCUUGUCGACCAUUCACAUGGACCAGUUUAUGGAGCUGUAAUUUCCUGGUUUAUGUGGAGCAUUGUGACUCUGCUAUUAUGGAAGUGUUUACCGGUUCUUCACUGUAUGUCGCGGGUGCAGCACCAGCCGGUGCCUGUGAGAUGCGUUCCUGAUUGCUGA
Messenger RNA from Symbiodinium sp. CCMP2592, 1419 nucleotides. NCBI's taxonomy places the organism in Eukaryota, Dinophyceae, Suessiales, Symbiodiniaceae. The record is from the annotation of a GenBank genome assembly.